Messenger RNA from Phacochoerus africanus (Common warthog), 627 nucleotides. RefSeq names its product keratin-associated protein 10-8-like. Gene Ontology annotation, cellular component: keratin filament. The coding region runs from base 1 to 627 and encodes 208 amino acids. The transcript has a single exon. The record is from RefSeq and is a predicted model, not a curated record. Lineage: Eukaryota; Metazoa; Chordata; Mammalia; Artiodactyla; Suidae.
AUGGUCGAUGCCUGCGGCUCCAGGACCUGUGUUAUAGCUGCGUCCACCCUGUCUGUCUGCUCCAGUGACCGGAGCUAUGGCAGCCGGGUCUGCUCACCCAGUGCCUGCACCGGCUCCUCCUGGCAGGUGGACAAUUGCCAGGAGACGUGCUGCGAGCCCCCCUGCUGCAGCCCCGCCCCCCGCCUGGCCCUCGUCUGCACCCCAGUGAGCUGUGUGUCCAGCCCCUGCCUGUUAGGCUGCACCAGCUCCUGCUGCCAGCAGUCUAGCUGCCAGCCAUCCUGCUGUACCUCCUCCCCCUGCCAGCCGGCCUGCUGUGUGCCCGUCUGCUGCACGUCCGUGUGCUGCACGCCUGUGUGCUGCGAGGCCUCCCCCUGCUCGGCCGCCUCGUGCUGCCAGCCCAGCCCCUGCCCCUCGUCCUGCUGCAGACCCUCGUCCUCCGUGUCCCUCCUCUGCCGGCCCGUGUGCCGCCCCGACUGCCGCGUGCCCAUCUCCUCCUGCGGGGCCCCCGCCUCCUGCUGCCAGCCCAGCUGCUGCCGCCCGGCCUCCUGCGUGUCCCUGCUCUGCCGCCCCGCGUGCUUCCGCCCCGCCUGCUGCGUGCCCGCCUCGGCCUGCGAGUCCUGCUGCUGA